This is a messenger RNA of Agrilus planipennis (emerald ash borer), 806 nucleotides long. It is a transcript of the gene Prosbeta3, whose product is annotated as proteasome subunit beta type-3. Gene Ontology annotation, cellular component: proteasome core complex, beta-subunit complex; proteasome core complex. The record is from RefSeq and is a predicted model, not a curated record. Bases 126 to 743 code for a protein of 205 amino acids. Lineage: Eukaryota; Metazoa; Arthropoda; Insecta; Coleoptera; Buprestidae. Gene Ontology annotation, biological process: proteasome-mediated ubiquitin-dependent protein catabolic process. The transcript has 4 exons.
ACCUAGUAUUUGGUUUAUUGUCAUCAUCGGUAAUUAAACCAUUAAAACAUUAACAAAGCUUGAAAAUAGAGUUAGUGGAACAAGUUGUAUGAAUUACAAGUAAAAUUAUACUAUAAUUUGCCAAAAUGUCUAUUUUAUCGUAUAAUGGGUCAGCUAUGGUAGCUAUGAAAGGGGACAAUUGUGUUUCCAUUGCUACAGAUAAAAGAUUUGGUAUCCAGGGUCAAACGAUUUCUAUUGAAUUCCCAAAAGUGUUUCAAAUGGGACCCCAUUUGUAUGUUGGUUUACCAGGACUAGCUACUGACACCCAGACUGUUGUAGAAAAGCUAAAUUUUCGAAAAAAUUUAUAUGAACUGAAAGAAAACCGGCGAAUAAGCCCCAAAGUAUUUGCAUCUAUGGUCUCGAAUCUGCUGUAUGAGAAGCGUUUUGGUCCAUUUUUUGUUGAGCCUGUGAUAGCAGGACUAGAUCCUAUUACUGCAGAACCGUACGUUUGUAAUAUGGAUCUAAUUGGAUGUAUAAAUGAGCCUGAAGACUUUGUAGUAGGGGGUACUGCUUCUGCUCAAUUAUUUGGAAUGUGUGAAGCCCUGUGGGAGCCCAAACUCAAACCUGACGAUUUGUUUGAAACCACUUCACAAGCGCUUAUUAAUGCUUUUGAUAGAGAUGCAAUGUCAGGUUGGGGAGCCACAGUAUACAUUAUUGAAAAGGACAAAAUUACUGUAAAAGACCUAAAAACUAGAAUGGAUUAAUUCUGGUCUUUUUUAUCUUUUUUUAAGCUGGUACAUUAUAUACUUAUAAAUAAUUCAAUAAAA